AUGCGAAAAGGAGAGCGGGAUGAUGACUCGAGCACUGUGGCGGUGAUUCGUGGAGCUGGAAAGAAAUCUAAGAAAACGGCGAGCAAGGGGCCAAAGAAGGAGCUCAAAAAUCCGAAGAAAAAGCCAAAGAAGAAUCUGAAAAACAAAAAAUCGAGAAAUUCCGAGUCAGAAAUGUCGGAUUCCGGAAAAACGACGGACUGUGAAAUGGAGAUCAGCGACGCAGAUGAUUAUCCACCAGUGAAGAGAUAUCCAAAUCGUCGUCGAUCACCACCACCACCUCCACCAUCCGGUAGAGCUAUCAGUGCUUAUUAG
Molecule: messenger RNA, 312 nt
Organism: Caenorhabditis elegans
Lineage: Eukaryota; Metazoa; Nematoda; Chromadorea; Rhabditida; Rhabditidae
Gene: C04G6.6
Exons: 1
Coding region: 1-312 (103 amino acids)
Source: RefSeq, marked reviewed